UAGGUGAUAAUUUUAUACCCCGAACGUAAAGUUCCUUGUAGCUGUGCAUACGCAGCCAGAGAAGACCACGAGCGAGAAGGUCAGAGACGACUGAAAGAAACAAACAACUUCCAAAAUUCAAUUCAAUUCAGUUCAACUUGAAUUGAACUUCAAUCUUCUUCUUCCUUUAUUUAAUUCAAUUCAAUUAACGUGAAGUGAUUGAGAUUUCAACCAUUCAGAAUCGGAAUCAUCAAGUUAUUAAAAUGAAACCAAUCACUCCAAGUAGUUGGUUGUGGUUACUAUGCUUCAUUAUUUCUCUACUUUCUCUUCAAUUUCAAGGUUGUUUCGGAUCUAUCAAGAAAACCGAUGAUGCUUACGUCACUCUUUUAUACGGAGAUGAAUUCUUAUUAGGCGUUCGAGUUCUCGGAAAAUCCAUACGCGACACUCGAUCCAAUAAAGACAUGGUUGUAUUAGUCUCCGACGGAGUCUCCGAUUACGCCAAAAACCUUCUCACGGCUGAUGGUUGGAUAGUUGAGCAGAUUAGUUUACUAGCUAAUCCUAAUCGAGUUCGUCCUAAGAGAUUUUGGGGUGUAUACACAAAGUUGAAAAUAUUUAACAUGACCAACUACAAAAAAGUUGUUUACCUUGAUGCCGACACUAUUGUGGUUAAAAAUAUUGACGAUCUUUUCAAAUGUCGGAAAUUCUGUGCUAAUUUGAAGCAUUCUGAGAGGUUGAAUUCUGGAGUCAUGGUGGUUGAGCCAUCUGAAACUGUUUUUAAUGACAUGGUGAACAAAAUUAAAACUACUAAAUCUUACACUGGAGGAGAUCAGGGAUUUCUCAAUUCCUAUUACUCUGGAUUUCCCAAUGCACAUCUUUUUGACCCAAACUUGUCCGCAGAGGAGUUGAAAGCCAGACCAGUUCCUGAAAUGGAGAGACUGUCGACACUCUAUAAUGCAGAUGUUGGUCUCUACAUGCUCGCUAACAAGUGGAUGGUCGAUGAGAAAGAGCUCCGUGUGAUUCACUAUACACUGGGACCCCUUAAACCUUGGGACUGGUGGACAUCUUGGCUUUUGAAACCUGUUGAUGUCUGGCAGGAUGUAAGGGAACAACUUGCGGAAUCCCUUCCCGGAACAAAAGGUGGCCAAAAUCCCAAUGACAGUUUUCUUGUGAAAUUUCUUUUCUUGCUACCAGUCUCUGCUUUACUAUUCUGCUGCUAUCGUUCAUUUAUAAAGAAUCGAGAGUACUUUGGUUCAUCUUGUAGAGGGUCACUAUAUGAUCAAGUCAGACACCUUUAUUAUAAGAUUAGAUCAAGUGGACCACUUGCAUAUUCAAGUAUUUCAACAUCAGCAACCAAUUCAAUCCAUCAGCUCUUGAAUGGUUCUCAGCACAAGGUUCCUGCCUAUUUGGGCGGUAUUUCUGUCUGUGUCUGUUUAGUGGCUGCAGUGGUGUCACUUGGACUAGGUCUCUUGAUUGUUCCCCGUCAAGUGAUGCCAUGGACCGGUUUGCUUUUGAUGUAUGAGUGGACAUUCACAAUGUUUAUUAUAUCAUUCGGAGGUUAUCUACAUCUGGUUUAUCAGUGGGGAAAAUUUGUGGCAUCACGAGCAGCAGCAUCCUUGUCACAUCCCGAGUCUUUGGAUUAUGAUUCAGGAAAACGCCAUCAGCGACAGAUGUCAUCGUGUGAUACUGCUACAUGGUACUAUGGUUUAGGGAUGGCCUUGUUGGCCAUUGGUGCUCCAUCCUUGCCUUGUCUUUUUGGAAUAACUGCCUUGUUUUUGAGGCUAGGUUUGAUGGUUGUUGGGGGCAUCAUAUUGGCAUCUUUCAUGACAUAUGCUUCCGAACAUCUUGCUAUCCGAUCAUUUCUAAAAGGCCUUGAAGAGUGGGAUAUUGCUCCAAACAGGAGCUUGUGUUUUUUGUGUUGAUUAUUUGUAAUAAUAGGAAGUGAUGUAAACUAUGGUUUUGAUAUUUCCUUCAUUUUUACAGCUAACAGCCUAGAUAUGUAUUGUUGUUCUAGUGGAAGAUGUAAAAAAAAUGAAUUUUUGUAUAUCUAGGAUUGUAUGAGAGAUUUUUGUUGUAACAUCAUUGUUAUUAUUCUUUUCAAAACAGCUAUCUGUGAUUAACCUUUCAUGCCAUCA
Molecule: messenger RNA, 2111 nt
Organism: Cicer arietinum (chickpea)
Lineage: Eukaryota; Viridiplantae; Streptophyta; Magnoliopsida; Fabales; Fabaceae
Product: inositol phosphorylceramide glucuronosyltransferase 1-like
Molecular function (GO): glycosyltransferase activity
Source: RefSeq, a predicted model, not a curated record